This is a messenger RNA of Phaeodactylum tricornutum CCAP 1055/1, 555 nucleotides long. RefSeq lists its product with no specific name. The annotation marks the transcript as partial. Gene Ontology annotation, cellular component: nucleus. The record is from RefSeq and is a predicted model, not a curated record. Lineage: Eukaryota; Bacillariophyta; Bacillariophyceae; Surirellales; Neidiaceae. The transcript has a single exon. Gene Ontology annotation, molecular function: histone H2A acetyltransferase activity; histone H4 acetyltransferase activity; protein N-terminal-serine acetyltransferase activity.
ACUCAGUCGCUGUCUUACGUCCCCUCAGAAGAUCUCUCCGAGGAAGAUUUGGAUUCCUGCCUGAAUUUGUUUCGAGCGAACAUGGGCCAGAUGUAUCUCGACAGUUCGUGGGGUCUCGAUAUGACCAAAAAAGCGGCCGAAUUUCAACAUCGCAAAGCUAGGUUUGUGCUGAUUCACCAGAUUAAUUCCAACGCGGAGGACAAUCAUGACAUAGGCAUUAGCGAUAGGCCCGUGACGGCAUCCACGCUUGCUGCAUUUGUGCACUUUCGGUUCGAAUACGAUGACAAUGACGAUCCUUCCACGAUCGUCUUGUACAUUUACGAAAUCCAAGUGGCCGAGGCGUACCGAAGAAAAGGUCUCGGACAAAAGCUCAUGGCGCUCAUGGAACAAAUCGGCUGCGCAGUACAGAUGAGCAAAAUACUGCUGACGGUUUUUAAAAAGAAUACGCAGGCCAUGCAAUUCUACACUGAAAAGCUUUGCUACGGCGUGGACGAAAGCAGUCCCAGCAAGUUUGGGAAAUUUGCCGAUUACGAGAUUCUGAGCAAACCGCUAUAG